AUGACCGCAGUAGAACCCAGCCUGAGCGCCACACCGACGCUCCUCGACCCCCGCACGGACUUCAUCGAGCAGGUACGGCCGUACGCCACGUCGCCAAGUACACGCCCAGUGACACGCGACCCCACCCAGAUCUUCGCAAAGGUCGAAGAGGAGAACGAGCGACGCGCGCAGGAGAGCCCCGAGCUCGCCGACCCGCCACAGAGCGUGCACGACCGCGUCGCGUCACCCAUCCCGCCAGCCGCACCCACCAUGGUCUCCAUCGUGAGAGACCGGAGACGAGGGAGCAUAUCCGUGUCGCGGUUCGGUCAGGUGUGUGUCGUCCUCGUCUUCAUUCUGCUCGGCCUCCCUCGCGUCGAAACGGCCGUGUAUUCCUACUAUGAGCUCUCUGUGCCUCGCGCCACGCGCGUAGAGUACCCCACGAAAGUCGUCCGCGUACAUGACGCGUGGCGCGAGGCUCAGAAAGCCAGGCCCUCUGGCGAAGUAUUCCGCUGGACAUGUUCGGCGGGCGAGACUGCUGGUGGUGAAGAUAUCCAGGCGCACGGUGCGCUUUGUUACCCUGGCCUCGUCCUGCUGGUCACGGCCGCUGCCCACUUUAGCUACGCCUGCGACGUGCGGGCGUUGGACGCCCUACCCGCAACGGACCUCUCGACACAGACCGCAGAGGCCCCCAGCGCACUGCCCUCGCGCACAAACUCCGUGAUCAUCAACGCAGGCAAGACCGGCGCGUUCUACCAGGCACAAAAGUACGCGGGCAGCGCAGACUCCUUCGCGUCCUCGCACGACGGCCAGGACGACGUGCGCGACGAGGAGCAGGUCACGCAGAUGGAGACGAUCGCGGGCCGCGUCAGCCUCGGGAAGGCGAUGGGCGGCCUCAUCGCGCGCCGGCUCUCGCGCUCCCGCACGCGCUCGCGCGACAUCCUCGCGACGCCGAGCGGGCUGCUCAUCGGGGUGUCGGUCGAGGAGGCGACGACGGAGGCGGAGCACGGGGAGGAGGACUCGCUGGACGCGCCGCACACGCCGAACGGCACGGCGUUUGUGUAUGCGGCGCAGGCGGACGGGCUGCGGUCGCGGCGCUCGACGGUGAGCAUGCCGGGGACGGCGGCGCCGGGGGAGGGCGCGGGGGCACCGGCGAGCCAGGAGCGAAGGCUAUCGGCGGCGGGGUGGGUGGCGAAGGCGAAGGACCUCACGAAGAAGUUCCGGCGGAAGAGCAUGGCCGUUCUCCCGCAGAACUCGUCUCCAUAGCUGUGAUCCUCACUUUCCACGUUGCGCGUUCCAACACCCAUCGCCUCCACUCUACCCCUCGCUCUCGUCGCCCUUCGUUGUACAUGCUUCUCGCUGCUUGCUUACCCCCUCCCGCUUGGUCUUGUCGAGGCCCGGGGCCUCCUGCUCACCUUGUCUCUCCCCGCCAUCACCACCACCGCCAUCAUCGUUACCAUCGUCUCUCACCCUCGUCAUGCUGUCCUCUCGCACGGACACUGCACGGAUCUUGCUUUGCUGUCUAUAACCUUAUGCCCACCUCGCAUCCUCUCGCAUCCCCUCAUGUGCCCGGCCGCAUGUCAUAGUCUUGAUACAAUCC
Trametes versicolor FP-101664 SS1 is the source of this 1576-nucleotide messenger RNA. RefSeq lists its product as uncharacterized. The transcript has 3 exons. The coding region runs from base 1 to 1242 and encodes 413 amino acids. NCBI's taxonomy places the organism in Eukaryota, Fungi, Basidiomycota, Agaricomycetes, Polyporales, Polyporaceae. The record is from RefSeq and is a predicted model, not a curated record.